AUGGAACUUAAAUUGCAUCCUGAGUUGAAAGAACCCCUGUCCGCACUUUGUAGCGAUCCAAAGACAACUAUCGUGGUGCUUAGUGGAAGUAGCAGAAAUGUCUUGGAUGAUAACUUCAGCGAAUACAACAUGUGGUUGGCAGCAGAAAAUGGGAUGUUUUUGCGCUCUACAAGGGGAGCAUGGAUGACAACAAUGCCAGAGCAUCUAAAUAUGGAAUGGGUUGACAGUGUAAAGCAUGUUUUUGAGUAUUUCACUGAAAGAACACCUCGAUCGCACUUUGAACUUCGUGACACUUCACUUGUAUGGAAUUACAAGUAUGCAGAUGUGGAAUUUGGAAGACUGCAAGCUAGAGACAUGCUGCAGCAUCUCUGGACUGGCCCAAUUUCAAAUGCAUCCGUUGAUGUUGUCCAAGGUAGCAGGACUGUCGAGGUGCGAGCAGUUGGUGUGACAAAGGGAGCUGCCAUCGAUCGUAUUCUGGGAGAGAUAGUUCAUAGUAAAGCCGUUUCAACACCAAUUGAUUAUGUCUUAUGCAUAGGACACUUCUUGGGAAAGGAUGAGGAUGUGUUCACAUUUUUCAAGCCAGACCUCCCUUCUGAUGGCCUAGGCCUUCCAAGAAGCAAGGUAAGUGAAGCAUUAAAGCUUUCCGAGGAAAGAAGACUUGCUUUAAAGCUUCCAUCUGGUAGAAGCAGCUCGAAAUCAUCCCACACUAAGAAUCAACGACCUUCGCCAAACCCGGAGAAGAAAAACACCAACCAUGUCUCUGGGAGUGGGCGGCGUUCAUCACCAGCAAAUACUUCGUGGAAUGUGUUAGACCUCAAGAAAGAGAACUACUUCUCUUGUUCAGUUGGCCGGACCAGUACUAAUGCGGGCUUCCUCCUUGGAUCGUCGGAUGAUGUUGUUGCGUUUUUGAAGGACAUGGCUGAGACUUAUCUAUCUAGCUCGCCUUCAUUGCAGUGA
Molecule: messenger RNA, 957 nt
Organism: Ilex paraguariensis (yerba mate)
Lineage: Eukaryota; Viridiplantae; Streptophyta; Magnoliopsida; Aquifoliales; Aquifoliaceae
Source: the annotation of a GenBank genome assembly